Messenger RNA from Papaver somniferum (opium poppy), 354 nucleotides. RefSeq names its product blue copper protein-like. Bases 1 to 354 code for a protein of 117 amino acids. NCBI's taxonomy places the organism in Eukaryota, Viridiplantae, Streptophyta, Magnoliopsida, Ranunculales, Papaveraceae. Gene Ontology annotation, molecular function: electron transfer activity. The transcript has 2 exons. Gene Ontology annotation, cellular component: plasma membrane. The record is from RefSeq and is a predicted model, not a curated record.
AUGAAUUACCAAGUAUGGGUUUUUGAGACUGCUAUGAAGUUAUCGAUCCUGUUAUCGCUUUUUAUUUAUGCUUCAUCUGCUACUAAUUACACUGUUGGUGGCGAACUGGGAUGGGAUUUGGAUUCUGAUAUCCAAACUUGGAGCUCUUCACGUAACUUUAGUGUAGGAGAUACACUAGUGUUCGUGUAUACACCUGUUCACAAUGUGCUGGAAGUGGACGAAGUUGGAUACAACGCUUGUGCCUCAGACGACCCGAUCAGUGUAGCCGAUGAUGGUAAUACUACUGUCACUCUUGACAGUUUCGGUACUAGAUAUUCAUUUGUGGAACUUAUGGUCAUUGCGGCGCUGGAUUAA